Durusdinium trenchii is the source of this 690-nucleotide messenger RNA. The record is from the annotation of a GenBank genome assembly. Lineage: Eukaryota; Dinophyceae; Suessiales; Symbiodiniaceae.
AGCCCAUCGCUCCGGAGGCUGGAGGCCAUCGCUAUUAGGUUGGAGGCCAUCGCUACUAGAAACAAAUAAACAGAUACAUUCCUUCCAUUCCUUGUAGCCUCCCACCCCUUCAUGGGCAGCCGUGCAGUUUUGGCCAGGCUCAGCCUUUUGCUGUGCCUUCUUAUCGCCACUUUUGAUACGUGCUGGUUAUGCGGCGAAGUUCGUCGCCGAGGGCUGUUGCCGCUGCUUGUGGCAGCCUGGCCUUCUGCAGCAAAUGGCGUGGACAAGGCGGUGCUCGACAGCUUCAUCUAUGAAACAUUGCUGCCGGGCACCUCCGGCACAGAGCCCCGGGAUGGUCCAGUGAAGAAAUAUGCCAAGAUAUGGCUGAAGUUCACUGGACACGUUGGCAAUUUCGAUGGUCCGGUGUUUGACUCCUCCACCCUCCGCCGCAAUGGUCAGAAGGACUACGUGGAAAUCACCGCAGAUCUAGAUGACAGCUUUGCUCCCGCCAUGUGGGAGGCCGUGCAUCGCAUGAAAGUCGGGGAACAGGGGCGCUUCGUGCAACCACCGAGCAUGAGCUUCGGUGAAGGGACAAUGCCUUUGGAAGGAGCUGAAAAUUCCGACGUCAAGCAAAUACCUCCAGGAUCGACUCUCUAUUACGAGGUGGAGCUGGUGAGAAUCAUUCGGCCGUGACAAAAGGCGGUGAACGAG